AUAAAUAAAUUGGAUUUUAGAAUUGCUUUGUGAAUAUAAGGUGCGGAGUACUUCAGUCGACCGUAACUAGAACCGAUCCGCCUUCUAUAUGACCGUUUAUAAUCUACAUCGAGUCUUAUUGAUGAGAUGUUUCCGCUGGUUUGUGGUAUUUUCAUCAAUUCGAAUAGAAAGCGUUUGUGUUUCCAUCAAGAUUAAUGUUACGCGUCUUCAUUUUCGCGCUGAUCUAUUACUUAAUUGAAGGACUAACUGCCGUCAGUAAAAUUAAAUGACGUGGUUAUCAAUCAGCAGAGGUCCUUAGCCAUUGAUACCCCCGAAAAUCUCCACUGUUUACGUUACUGAAUCAGCGUGACAACAUUUACACGGUUGUUUUUCAAUCAUCACCUCUCUGUUAUAAGUUAACGAGGCCUUUUAUGGGACAAAAGACAAAAGACUUACCUUUAAACAUGCAUACAAACUGGAAAUAAACUUAGCGAACCACGGUUAGGCGCAGUUCACCUCCUUAAAUAGCUUUAUCAGAUUUUCAGCAGGAUCAAAUACAUUUGAUGUUCGGUUAACCUUUUUUUCCCCGGAUGAGAGAUUCUGGCAAGGAAUGUUUUCAAGGAAUUUGUUUCCUGGAGCAGAAGUUUCUUUCCCAAGAAAAUUCCGGAUGUCGAUGACAAUUUAAACAUAAACGAGGCAAGGGUUUAUACUGGCGUGCACGUCGGACGAAAAAAAAAUUAAAAAGAAAAGGUGCUGUCGUCCUUGUGCUAUCAUAUUACGUCUAAGUUUCAAAUUGCAUAUCUUUCCCGUCCAUGUCACAAGGAAGGCUUAGGAAUAAUAGACUAUUAUCACCGAGUCCCAUCGAUCGAGAGAGCUGAGACAGCGAAGGCCAAUGAGAAAGGAAUAGCUUGCUGUAGUCUGCAAGACUAAGAUCUCUUCGUUGGUUGGCAUCAUGAUUGGCCGUAGUCUGCUAGGUCUGUACAGCUUGCUGAUCGCGUGGUCUUUGGAGUCUGAGGUGCUGAUCAUUUUCACGGAUGGUAAGCAGUCACAGAACCCUAAUUCACCAACAAAAAUAAAUCCAAAAGACAACGCACAGGUUCUCAAAGACAGGAAUGUAACAGUUUUCGCAGUUGGCACUGGUUCUCCUGAUCCGAUCGAGCUAUUACAAAUGUCCAGUGGACCUGAUUUUACCGUGCCGCUUGACUUAAGAGAUCCCAGAAAAGCUGUUGUUUCCAUUACUGAACAGUUCUGCAAAGUUGAAGUUACGGUAGGUCUUGAAUUGUGCUUAAGCAGAGAGGUUAGGCACAGGUAGACGACUCUAUGAGUU
Molecule: messenger RNA, 1306 nt
Organism: Stylophora pistillata
Lineage: Eukaryota; Metazoa; Cnidaria; Anthozoa; Scleractinia; Pocilloporidae
Molecular function (GO): extracellular matrix structural constituent
Source: RefSeq, a predicted model, not a curated record